This is a messenger RNA of Peromyscus leucopus (white-footed mouse), 9072 nucleotides long. It is a transcript of the gene Ncor2, whose product is annotated as nuclear receptor corepressor 2. Lineage: Eukaryota; Metazoa; Chordata; Mammalia; Rodentia; Cricetidae. Gene Ontology annotation, biological process: negative regulation of transcription by RNA polymerase II. Gene Ontology annotation, molecular function: transcription corepressor activity. The record is from RefSeq and is a predicted model, not a curated record.
UGCUGAAACUUGGGAGACUGAGGCUGUGGCCUCAGUCCGCCUGGUCCACCUUUGCUAGCUUCCAGUCCCCAUCUGUUUUCUAUGCAUGGACCAUGCUCUAGCCUGGGUUGACCAGUGUCUCCCUCCUACUCAAGUUCUUCAGAGAACCCUAGGAUGUGACCUUCAGUGGCAAGAGUCACCGUGGGCAUCACUAUUUAGGGUGAAGUCACGUUGCAGCGGGGGUCCCCUGAAUGCAGCGGGGUGUCUUCCUAAGAGGAGCUGACAUGAAGACAUGUGGACAGAAGAUGGGACAGAGCCAGAGGCAGAGACAGGACUGCCAAGGACCGCAGGCCGCUGAGAACAAGCUAAGGAUGAGUUUUCAUGGGAUUCCCAGAAGGACCAGCCCCGCUCUUGAUUUUGGACGUCUGGCUCCCAAAACAUAAAGAAAUCCUCGCCUGAGUCUUUGACGACGCAGCCUCCUGGUGGAAGUUUCUGGCACCUGUGACGAGGUCGCCUGCCAUCAGAUGACUGGGACCAGCCCUUAGUCCUCGCUGCGGUCAGAGCCUUGUCGCACUUCAGAACCUACCUGGACCUUACCACCAUGUCAGGAUCGACACAACCUGUGGCACAGACGUGGCGGGCCGCUGAGCCCCGCUAUCCACCCCACGGCAUCUCCUACCCGGUGCAGAUCGCCCGGCCCCACACGGACGUGGGGCUGCUUGAGUACCAACACCACCCUCGUGACUACGCCUCCCACCUGUCACCUGGCUCCAUCAUCCAGCCACAGAGGAGGCGGCCCUCACUGCUAUCCGAGUUCCAGCCUGGGAGUGAAAGGUCUCAGGAGCUCCACCUGCGCCCUGAGUCUCGCACCUUCCUGCCUGAGCUGGGCAAGCCCGACAUAGAAUUCACAGAGAGCAAGCGCCCGCGCCUGGAGCUACUACCAGAUACCCUGCUGCGCCCGUCGCCCCUGCUGGCCACCGGGCAGCCCAGUGGGUCUGAAGACCUUACCAAGGACCGUAGCCUGUCAGGCAAGCUGGAGCCCGUGUCACCCCCCAGUCCACCGCACGCUGACCCGGAGCUGGAUCUGGCACCGUCUCGGCUGUCCAAGGAGGAGUUGAUCCAGAACAUGGACCGUGUGGACCGUGAGAUCACCAUGGUGGAGCAGCAGAUCUCCAAGCUGAAGAAGAAGCAGCAACAGUUGGAGGAGGAGGCCGCCAAGCCGCCCGAGCCCGAGAAGCCCGUGUCGCCGCCACCCAUAGAGUCCAAGCACCGAAGCCUGGUCCAGAUCAUCUACGACGAGAACCGGAAGAAAGCAGAGGCCGCGCAUCGGAUUCUGGAAGGGCUGGGGCCCCAGGUGGAGCUGCCUCUGUACAACCAGCCAUCCGACACACGCCAGUACCAUGAAAACAUCAAAAUAAACCAGGCGAUGCGGAAGAAGCUGAUCCUGUACUUCAAGCGAAGGAACCACGCGCGCAAGCAGUGGGAACAGCGCUUCUGCCAGCGCUAUGACCAGCUCAUGGAGGCAUGGGAGAAGAAGGUAGAACGCAUUGAGAACAAUCCGCGGAGGAGGGCCAAGGAGAGCAAGGUGCGGGAAUACUACGAGAAACAGUUCCCGGAGAUCCGCAAGCAGCGGGAGCUGCAGGAGCGCAUGCAGAAGGUGGGCCAGCGAGGCAGCGGACUCUCUAUGUCGGCUGCCCGCAGUGAACAUGAGGUUUCCGAGAUCAUCGAUGGCUUGUCUGAGCAGGAGAACCUGGAGAAGCAGAUGCGUCAGCUGGCAGUGAUCCCGCCCAUGUUAUAUGACGCGGACCAGCAGAGGAUCAAGUUCAUCAACAUGAAUGGGCUCAUGGACGACCCCAUGAAGGUGUACAAGGACCGCCAGGUCACCAACAUGUGGAGUGAGCAGGAGCGGGACACCUUCCGUGAGAAGUUCAUGCAGCACCCCAAGAACUUUGGCCUGAUCGCCUCGUUCCUGGAGAGAAAGACGGUGGCUGAAUGUGUCCUCUAUUACUACCUGACCAAGAAGAAUGAAAACUACAAGAGUUUGGUGAGGCGGAGCUACCGGCGCCGAGGCAAGAGCCAGCAGCAGCAGCAACAGCAGCAGCAGCAGCAGCAGCAACAGCAGAUGGCCCGGAGCAGCCAGGAGGAGAAGGAGGAGAAGGAGAAGGAGAAGGAGACCGACAAGGAGGAGGAGAAGCAGGAUGUGGAUAACGAGAAAGAGGAGCUGAGCAAGGAGAAGACAGAUGAUACUUCCGGGGAGGAUAACGAUGAGAAAGAGGCUGUGACCUCGAAAGGCCGUAAAACUGCCAACAGCCAAGGCCGCCGCAAAGGCCGCAUCACCCGCUCCAUGGCCAACGAGGCCAACCACGAGGAGGCCGCCACCCCUCAGCAGAAUUCAGAGAUAGCUUCCAUGGAGAUGAACGAGAGUUCUCGCUGGACUGAGGAGGAGAUGGAGACAGCGAAGAAAGGCCUCCUGGAACAUGGGAGGAACUGGUCAGCCAUCGCCCGCAUGGUGGGCUCCAAGACCGUCUCCCAGUGUAAGAACUUCUACUUCAACUACAAGAAGAGGCAGAACCUGGAUGAGAUCCUUCAGCAGCACAAGCUAAAGAUGGAGAAGGAGAGGAAUGCGCGGAGGAAGAAAAAGAAGACCCCAGCCGCAGCGAGCGAGGAGACAGCCUUCCCACCUGCCGCCGAGGACGAGGAGAUGGAAGCCUCGGGCGCAAGUGCCAAUGAGGAAGAGCUGGCUGAGGAGGCGGAAGGCUUACAGGCCUCUGGGAACGAGGUUUCCAGAGUGGGAGAGUGCAGUGGCCCAGCCGCUAUCAACAACAGCUCUGAUACCGAGAGUGUCCCAUCCCCGCGCACGGAGGCCACCAAGGACACUGGGCAAAAUGGACCUAAGGCCACCGGCACUGAGGCAUUGCCUGCUGCCACCCAGCCACCCGUCCCUCCACCAGAAGAACCUGCAGCGGCCCCCGCUGAGCCCUGCCCAGCCCCUGAUGCCAGUGGCCCGCCAUCCCCAGUCGCUCCCCCGUCCCCCGCCACACCCCCGGCUGCUGUUCCCAAGGAUGACCAAGAAGACCAGGCGGCCACAGUUCCUCAGACGGAGGAUGCCAAGGAGCAGAAGCCUGAGUCUGAGGAGCUGAUGAUUGAUGUGGGAAAGGCAGAGGAGCCUGAGGUCCCUGAGGAGCCGCCCAGGAGUGUGACGAGUGAGCACAAGGAGGAGGCUGAGGAGGAGCCCGAAGACAAGGCCAAAGGCACAGAGGCCAUCGAGGCUGCGUCUGAGGCGCCGCUCAAGGUGGACGAGGCUGGAAGCAAGGCUGGGGCCACCAAGGGUUCCAGCUCGGGCCCCCCCCAGGACAGUGACUCCAGUGCCACCUGCAGUGCCGACGAGGUGGACGAGCCCGAGGGAGGCGACAAGGGCAGGCUGCUGUCACCAAGGCCCAGCCUCCUCACCCCGGCCGGCGAUCCACGGGCCAGUACCUCGCCCCAGAAGCCGCUGGACCUGAAGCAGCUGAAGCAGCGAGCGGCCGCCAUCCCCCCCAUUCAGGUCACCAAGGUCCAUGAACCCCCCCGGGAGGACACAGUGCCCCCAAAGCCAGCUCCCCCUGUGCCUCCACCCACGCAGCACCUACAGCCAGAGGGUGACGUGUCCCAGCAGUCGGGAGGAAGUCCACGCGGCAAGAGCCGGAGCCCGGUACCUCCUGCCGAGAAAGAGGCAGAGAAACCUUCAUUCUUUCCGGCCUUCCCUACUGAAGGCCCGAAGCUACCUACUGAGCCCCCACGCUGGACAUCGGGCCUGCCCUUCCCCAUCCCUCCACGGGAGGUGAUCAAGACUUCCCCGCACGCCCCAGACCCCUCUGCCUUCUCCUACACACCUCCUGGUCACCCACUGCCUCUGGGCCUCCACGACAGUGUCCGGCCGGUCCUGCCGCGCCCCCCCAUCUCUAACCCCCCGCCCCUUAUCUCCUCUGCCAAGCAUCCCGGCGUACUUGAGAGGCAGCUAGGUGCCAUCUCCCAGGGAAUGUCUGUGCAGCUUCGAGUCCCCCACUCAGAACAUGCCAAGGCCCCCAUGGGCCCUCUCACCAUGGGGCUGCCUCUGUCUGUGGACCCUAAGAAGCUGGCCCCAUUCAGUGGAGUGAAGCAGGAGCAGUUGUCCCCGGGCCAGGCUGGGCCACCUGAGAGUCUGGGGGUGCCCACUGCUCAGGAGACAUCUGUGCUGAGAGGGACGGCACUGGGCUCCACCGCCAGCGGGAGCAUCACCAAGGGCCUCCCCAGCACCCGGGCCGCAGACGGCCCCAGCUACCGCGGCUCUAUCACCCACGGCACGCCCGCUGACGUCCUUUACAAGGGCACCAUCAGCAGGAUUGUCGGUGAGGACAGCCCAAGUCGCCUUGACCGGGCACGGGAGGACACCCUGCCCAAGGGCCACGUCAUCUACGAGGGCAAGAAGGGCCACGUCCUGUCCUAUGAAGGUGGUAUGUCCGUGUCCCAGUGCUCCAAGGAGGACGGCAGGAGCAGCUCAGGCCCGCCCCACGAGACUGCCGCCCCGAAGCGCACCUAUGACAUGAUGGAGGGCCGGGUGGGCAGGACCAUCACCUCAGCCAGCAUCGAGGGACUCAUGGGCCGCGCCAUCCCUGAGCAGCACAGUCCUCACCUCAAGGAGCAGCAUCACAUCCGAGGCUCCAUCACACAAGGAAUCCCGCGGUCAUAUGUGGAGGCCCAGGAGGACUACUUACGUCGGGAGGCCAAGCUCUUGAAGCGAGAGGGCACCCCGCCGCCCCCACCGCCCCCGCGGGACCUGACUGAGUCCUACAAGACCCGGCCCCUGGACCCUCUGGGCCCCCUGAAGCUGAAGCCAGCUCACGAGGGUGUGGUAGCGACUGUGAAGGAGGCGGGCCGCUCGAUCCACGAGAUCCCGCGGGAGGAGCUGCGCCGCACGCCUGAGCUACCCCUGGCCCCGCGGCCUCUCAAGGAGGGUUCCAUCACCCAGGGCACGCCACUCAAGUAUGACUCCGGGGCACCGUCCACUGGCACCAAGAAACACGAUGUGCGCUCCAUCAUCGGCAGCCCCGGCCGGCCUUUCCCGGCCCUGCACCCACUGGACAUGAUGGCUGACGCCCGGGCUCUGGAGCGUGCCUGCUAUGAGGAGAGUCUAAAGAGCCGGUCAGGGACCACCAGUGGUGCGGGAGGCUCCAUCACACGUGGAGCCCCGGUCGUAGUACCCGAGCUGGGCAAGCCACGGCAAAGCCCACUGGCCUACGAAGACCACGGGGCACCCUUCACCAGCCACCUACCACGCGGCUCCCCUGUGACCACGCGGGAGCCCACGCCACGCCUUCAGGAAGGCAGCCUUCUGUCCAGCAAGGCGUCCCAGGACCGGAAGCUGACGUCGACACCCCGGGAAAUCGCCAAGUCCCCACACAGCACCGUGCCCGAGCACCACCCCCACCCCAUCUCCCCCUACGAGCACUUGCUUCGGGGCGUAAGCGGUGUGGACCUGUACCGUGGCCACAUCCCGCUGGCCUUUGACCCCACCUCCAUACCCCGAGGCAUCCCUCUGGAUGCAGCCUACUACCUGCCUCGGCACCUGGCCCCCAGCCCCGCCUACCCGCACCUGUAUCCGCCUUACCUCAUCCGUGGCUACCCUGACACUGCGGCCCUGGAGAACCGCCAGACCAUCAUCAACGACUACAUCACCUCGCAGCAGAUGCACCACAACGCUGCCUCCGCCAUGGCCCAGCGCGCCGAUAUGCUGAGGGGCCUGUCACCAAGAGAGUCCUCGCUGGCCCUCAAUUACGCCGCCGGCCCACGAGGCAUCAUCGACCUGUCCCAAGUGCCACACCUGCCCGUGCUGGUGCCGCCAACGCCAGGCACCCCUGCCACCGCCAUCGACCGCCUUGCCUACCUCCCCACGGCGCCCCCCCCACCCUUCAGCAGCCGCCACAGCAGCUCGCCGCUGUCCCCAGGAGGUCCCACUCACCUGGCCAAACCAACUGCCACGUCCUCGUCGGAGCGGGAGCGGGAACGGGACCGGGAGCGAGAACGAGACAAGUCCAUCCUCACGUCUACCACGACUGUGGAGCAUGCGCCCAUCUGGAGACCUGGUACGGAGCAGAGCAGCGGGGCUGGGGGCAGCGGCCGCCCCGCCUCCCACACCCACCAGCACUCGCCCAUCUCCCCCCGGACCCAGGACGCCUUGCAGCAGAGGCCCAGUGUGCUGCACAACACGAGCAUGAAGGGCGUGGUCACCUCCGUGGAACCCGGCACGCCCACGGUCCUGAGGUCCACCUCCACCUCUUCGCCUGUCCGCCCAGCUGCCACAUUCCCACCUGCCACCCACUGCCCACUUGGUGGCACCCUUGAAGGGGUCUACCCUACCCUCAUGGAGCCCGUCCUGCUACCCAAGGAAACCUCUCGGGUUGCCCGGCCUGAGCGGCCCCGUGUGGACACUGGUCAUGCCUUCCUCGCCAAGCCCCCAGCCCGGGAGCCUGCCUCCUCACCCAGCAAGAGCUCUGAGCCCCGAUCCCUAGCACCCCCCAGCUCCAGCCACACAGCCAUCGCCCGCACCCCAGCAAAGAGCCUUGCACCCCACCAUGCCAGUCCGGACCCGCCGGCGCCUGCCUCGGCCUCAGAUCUGCACCGAGAAAAGACUCAAAGUAAACCCUUUUCCAUCCAGGAAUUGGAACUCCGUUCUCUGGGUUACCACAGUGGCGCUGGCUACAGCCCCGACGGGGUGGAACCCAUUAGCCCCGUGAGCUCACCCAGCCUGGCCCACGACAAGGGGCUCUCCAAACCGCUGGAAGAGCUGGAGAAGAGCCACCUGGAAGGGGAACUGCGGCACAAGCAGCCAGGCCCCAUGAAGCUCAGUGCGGAGGCUGCCCACCUCCCGCAUCUGCGGCCGUUGCCUGAGAGUCAGCCCUCCUCCAGCCCACUGCUCCAGACCGCCCCAGGCAUCAAAGGUCACCAGAGGGUGGUCACCCUGGCUCAGCACAUCAGUGAGGUCAUCACGCAGGACUACACACGCCACCACCCACAGCAGCUCAGCGGCCCCCUUCCCGCCCCUCUCUACUCCUUCCCUGGAGCCAGCUGCCCUGUCCUGGAUCUCCGCCGCCCACCUAGCGACCUCUACCUCCCACCCCCCGACCACGGCACCCCAGCCCGGGGAUCCCCCCACAGUGAAGGGGGCAAGAGGUCCCCAGAGCCCAGCAAGACAUCAGUCCUGGGCAACAGCGAGGACGGCAUUGAACCUGUGUCCCCACCAGAGGGCAUGACUGAGCCAGGGCACCCUCGGAGCGCUGCAUACCCACUGCUGUAUCGGGAUGGAGACCAGGGGGAGCCCAGAAUGGGCUCCAAGUCUCCAGGCAACACCAGCCAGCCGCCGGCCUUCUUCAGUAAGCUGACUGAGAGUAACUCCGCCAUGGUGAAGUCUAAGAAACAGGAGAUCAACAAGAAACUCAACACCCACAACCGGAAUGAGCCAGAAUACAAUAUUGGCCAGCCCGGGACGGAAAUCUUCAACAUGCCCGCCAUCACCGGAGCAGGCCUUAUGACCUGUAGAAGCCAGGCGGUGCAAGAACAUGCCAGCACCAACAUGGGGCUAGAGGCCAUUAUUAGAAAGGCACUCAUGGGUAAAUAUGAUCAGUGGGAAGAGCCCCCGCCGCUCGGCACCAAUGCUUUUAACCCUCUGAAUGCCAGUGCCAGUCUGCCCGCUGCCGCUAUGCCCAUAACCACUGCUGACGGACGGAGUGACCACGCACUCACCUCGCCAGGUGGUGUCGGGAAAGCCAAGGUCUCCGGCAGACCCAGCAGCCGAAAAGCCAAGUCGCCAGCCCCAGGCCUGGGGUCCGGAGACCGGCCACCUUCCGUCUCCUCAGUCCACUCAGAAGGGGACUGCAAUCGCCGAACACCACUCACCAACCGCGUGUGGGAGGACCGGCCCUCAUCUGCAGGGUCCACGCCGUUCCCCUACAACCCUCUGAUUAUGCGGCUACAGGCAGGCGUCAUGGCCUCCCCGCCCCCACCCGGCCUGGCCGCAGGCAGUGGGGCCCUGGCCGGUCCCCACCACGCCUGGGACGAGGAGCCCAAGCCACUGCUGUGUUCACAGUAUGAGACACUCUCCGACAGCGAGUGACUCCAGACCGGAGGGGAGCGGGGCCAGGUCCCCCCCGCACGAGGCAGAAGCAGCCCAGCAUGGAGCAGGCAGCUGCCGACUGUCCCCCACUGCGGAGAAGGAGCCCCUGAGUCUGCCUGCGCGUCCAUCCGUCCGUCCACCCAUCUGUCCAUCCAGCGCUGGCAUCCUGCCUGUCUAAAGCCUUAACUAAGACUCCCGUCCUGGGCUGGCCCUGCGCAGUGACCUUACUCAGGGGAUGUUUACCUGGUGCUCGAGAGGGGAGUGGACCGGAGGGGAGAAGAGCGGGCCCGGAGGGGCACGGCGAUCAUCUGGGCCGGCGGGGACCCAGCGCAGGAUGACCAGUCACCUCCACGCCACUGCCUCGCCCCUUAACGCAUUUGGAACCAAAGUCGAAGCUGAGCUUGUGGCCCCGCCCCUCCCCCUGCCCCCAGCCCGCUCGCUCGCGCUCUGGACAGACGUUCCCAGCUUCUCCUGCCCCAGUGCCGUCAUCGCAGCCCCCCAAGGCCCCCCCGGCCCACAAGACUGGGAGCCCAUCAAGACCAGGUGGGUGCACAAGGGUCCAGGCGUGGCCCGGGGCACGGACGUUUGUCGGAACUGGACUGUUCCCGGCCGUCGCUGUGGCGAUGGGAGGGGAGGCAGGUGUAAAUGGUGUUGGCUUACAGGGUAUAUUUUUGAUACCUUCAAUGAGUUAAUUCAGACGUUUCACACAAGGAAGGACUCACCCGUGUUACUGCUGCUGCGCUUUGGUCUCUGCUUCCCGUUCCAGAGGCGUGUGCCGGCCAAGGCGGUGGUGACCCAGACACGCAGGACUGGGGGGUAGGGGCGCCGGCACACAGCCCUGCACCCUCCCUCCUCCCUUCCUUGGGCAGAAUGGACUUGAUGCAUAUUCUGUGGCCGCCAUCUGUGCACGGCGGCAUUCUGUCAUUUACAUAUGUUGUUCCAAUUAAAAAGCAAAUCAUACUCAA